This is a messenger RNA of Myxocyprinus asiaticus (Chinese sucker), 6168 nucleotides long. RefSeq names its product RNA-binding motif, single-stranded-interacting protein 1-like. Gene Ontology annotation, cellular component: cytosol; ribonucleoprotein complex. The record is from RefSeq and is a predicted model, not a curated record. NCBI's taxonomy places the organism in Eukaryota, Metazoa, Chordata, Actinopteri, Cypriniformes, Catostomidae. The transcript is spliced from 14 exons. Gene Ontology annotation, molecular function: mRNA binding. Bases 264 to 1448 code for a protein of 394 amino acids.
AUGAACUGUGUGGAGCAGACGGGCUUGGCACACCGAGUACAGCGAGAGUUCUGUGGGAUACAUGCUGUUCAUACUUCCGCAACAUAUAUUUUGGUUCCCCGUCGACAAAGCGGGACUAUAUGACAUCGCAGCUCGGUCUCUAUGUUUGAUAGAGCCAAAUACACAACUUUACCCUUUAAUCUCUCGGAUAGUAGCACGCACAACAAGACUGAAACAUUUGGAAGAAAUUGUUUCGUCCGUCGGCGAAGAUUCGCUAGUUGACGAUGAUUUUUGCGAAUUCUGGCAACCCAGUGAGGACAUCGCAUAAUCGUAAACAGCCCCCUGUUGGCCACGCCUCCCACCCGAUGGCUCCGCCCAGUCCUGGAACCAACAGCAGCACCAAUCACAGCAGCAGCAGCAGCACUGCCGGCUGGGAUCAGCUCAGCAAAACGAACCUGUACAUCCGUGGGUUGCCCCCGACGACCACUGACCAUGACCUGGUCAAACUCUGCCAGCCGUACGGAAAAAUUGUUUCAACAAAGGCCAUCUUAGACAAAACCACAAACAAAUGCAAAGGGUAUGGCUUUGUGGAUUUUGACAGCCCGGCUGCAGCUCAGAAAGCCGUCAGCGCUCUGAAGAGCAGUGGAGUUCAAGCACAGAUGGCAAAGCAACAGGAACAGGACCCCACUAAUCUUUACAUCUCUAACCUCCCUCUGUCUAUGGAUGAGCAGGAGUUAGAGAGCAUGCUGAAGCCCUUCGGACAUGUAGUCUCCACACGUGUCCUGCGCGACGCCAACGGUGCCAGCCGAGGGGUCGGAUUUGCAAGGAUGGAGUCGACAGAGAAAUGUGAAGCCGUCAUCUCACACUUCAAUGGCAAAUUUCUGAAAACACCAGCCGGAGUUAUGGCUCCGUCAGAGCCUUUGCUGUGCAAGUUUGCAGAUGGAGGACAGAAGAAGAGACCGAGUCAAAAUAAAUAUAUGCAGAAUGGACGAGGCUGGACUAGAGAUGGGGAGACCAGACUUGCUGGAAUGACCCUCACUUACGACCCCACAACAGCUGCUAUGCAAAAUGGAUUCUAUCCGACCACCUACAGUAUUACAAACAGAAUGAUCUCACAGACCCCCAUAUCUCAAUACAUCUCACCUAUGUCCACAUACCAGGUACAGAACCCAUCCUGGGUCGCCCAUCAGCCCUACAUCAUGCAGCAUCCAGGAGCGGUGAUAUCGCCCUCUAUAGAUCAUAUGUCACUGCAGCCCACGUCUAUGAUGAGUCCUCUAACCCAGCAGAUGAGUCACCUCUCAAUGGGCAGUGCAGGAACUUUUAUGACAGCCAGUCCAGCUCUGCAGGGUCCGUACAUCCCUUCAUACACUCAUAUGCAGACCAAUGCAGUCUCAGUAGAGGAGAACAGUCCACAACCUCAGAUGGAAUCGUCCAGUGAUUCACCUUAUACCUAUCAACAGGCCAUGUGAUGAAGAGGGUUCUUCGGGGUCGAGAGCGAGUCAGGCAACUGCUAAAUCAACAACAGCUUUCUGAAGGACCGGCUCUACCGAUGAGUCCACAUUUGCACAGGUUCUUCAAUGAGUUCCUCGGUUUUGUAAUUAAUCAACUUCGACUAUUUUGGUAUAAGUUCCACUAGGUGCAAAUAAAGGAUUCAUCAAAGGAUGCUAACUCUCAAAGAAGACAAAAAAAACGUUUUAUUUUAAUAAGGAAAAAUGCUUAUUUUUUAUCAAGAAUUGUCACAUAGAUGCAGGAAUUUUGUGCAGAGAUGUCCUUUGUUUUUAUUUUUAUGAUUUCAGAUGUGUUCUCUUUUUCUCUUCUCUUUUGUACUUAAAUAUGCUUUUGUUUUUAGAGAUUUAUCAUCCUGAGAAAGAUGUGUUUGUGUUUGCCGUGUGAGUGUUGUUGGUGACGUGUUCUGUCGUGUGCUACAUCGUGUCAGUCUGUUCGAUCUGUCUGUAUGUCUUCUACGAUUUGCCUUAAAUUUUCCCCGUACAGUAGCUGAAGAAUAUCGCUAAGAUAAUGUCAGCUACUGCCUUGUAAAUCAGCUUGAAUAGGGCUUUUCUAGCAUCUAGCAAACGAAAACUUUCACUAUGCUUGGAUUUUCCUGUGUUUCGCUUUUUCUCUUUGGAGCUUUAAGAGUACAAACUUUUGAGUGGAUAAAAUUGAUGGAGUUUUAAUAAGAUUUAAUGUUUUUAUAAUCAAAGGGAACAAUCCUUUGGUUGUUUGAAUGUGGUAGAAAUUCUGCUGAAUGAUCACAUUUUUGAUCAUUGCCUUUUGGUUUGGUUUUGAAAUCUUGGUGUUGUAGUGUAGCUUUAGAUGAACUCGUGUGGGUGGGGGAAGUGCUUUGACUUCUAGUCCAAUUCUGGGGGCGGGGGCGUGGCCUGUCAGUCAAGCCGAAUAUCAUUUGUCAUAUUCGUUCGAAUGCAGGCAAACGUUCCGAAUAAACCUUCCAUGACAACUUUCAACAGAAAUUCGGUGGGGUUUUUCAGGAGGCAAACAAAACUCGGCACUUUCAAGUUUACUUCACCAAAGACAUUCAGCUAGCGAAUCGUGCAGAUUAAGGAUGUAACGUCAUUUUCUCUCAAGGCAGGCCAUGCGGAGACUUAACACACUUGGGGGCAGUUCAGACCGAACGUGGUCUUACAUUAACAUAAUGCAUGUGUCUUGAGAUGCAAGUUCUUUGUAACAUGACAUGGCAUCUAAAAAGUGUGGCUCCCCAGUGCAAGAUGCUAAAAAACAACGAGACACGGUGGUCAAAGAUGUCUGUCUAGAGCAUGUUUACGUAGGAAAACGGUUGGAAAAACAGCACGAGUGGACGUAAAAAUGCAUUUGGUGUGAACGGCCCCUUAGAUUGCAGUUUGAAGAAUGUGCCUUCUUUGUACAUAAGCAUUCAGCUGUCUUUAGUUGUUAAGGUGUGGACAACAGUAGCAUGAAGGAUGAUUUGGAUCCAGCAAGUGCCACAAACUAAAACAACAUCACUACAGAGCGGAGAUAGCUGAAGCAAAAAUGGAAAGAGGACAGGUUGAAAGCAUGGCUCUGUUCCCAAAACCUAGUGAGCUGCCUUGCUGUCUAAUGCGUACAUAGGCAGCUGCCUUUGAAGGCAGUAUCCUAACUAAAAUGGUGACCGGUCUUAAUUGCAAUGCUUUACUUAGGUGGCAACUUUUCCGAUGCUGCCUUGGAAUACGGACAAAAGACGAUACCUAAGAAGGCAGCAUAAUCAUGCAGUACGGGAAUACGCCUGGCUUACCUUAAAAUGUUGCCUAUGUAGUCAGCUCACUAGAUUUUUGAACACAGCUUUUGUAAUUAUAAACACAAAUAUGAUAGCAAAAACAAUGCGCGACAGGAAAAUGUUUUCGUUAUGUUCUUUUUAAAAUCACAAUAUACUUUUAGCAAGGCUUUAUUGAUUAAGUUGUCUUCCAAAAGACUGUGGUUUUUGACCUGGUGGGUCUUGUUGACCGGUUAUCUACCUCAAGAGUUUUGUUCUCCUCUGUUUUGAUUGGUCAGGCUAGCAGAUUCAGCCCGUCCCUCCAGACCAAACGGGUGGCUCAGGAGCUGUCCAAAAACACUUGAUUUCUUUCAGGUUUUGUUUUUUAAGUACUUUGAACAUCAUCAUCUUCUUCUUCUUCAAAGAAACAAUUUAUUAUUAUUUUUUUUUUAAGUAUUGUUAUCGUUAUAAGGAAAGUUGUGGGUUCAACGUGUCGUUUAGCAUUCAGAUUCUUUGUUUCGAAAGCAAAAACCUCUGCUUUUUCGUCAUUGUCCAUUACAUGUGUCCUAACUAGGCGACGCAAUAUUACACCAAGAGAUAUAAGCUGUCUUCCAUGUAAAUCUUUAGUAAUUGAUAUAAUCGGUGACAUACGACAGGACGUUUUGUUUAUCGGUUAUUUCUCAGACAUCGCGCAGAGUUUCGCUGCCCACCGUAAAAUCACAUUGGUCCUAAUCAGUGUUGGGUAGGUUAUUAAAAAAAGUCAUCCACUUUGAAUUACUUCUCUAACAUCAGUUCCCUAAAAUCUAAUUAUUGAUAAGUUAUUGAGAAAAGUAAUAACAUCACUAAGUAUUUUACUUUUAAGUUACUUUCUAAAACACUUCAAGUUUGUUUUUCCACUCAGCAAAUAAACAAUUUGCUGUAUUUCCUCGUUCUUUGUCGCGCACCCCUAAUUCAGGUUUUAAAUGAAUUAUACAUAUUAUUUUAGAAAUAUGUGUAACCCAGGUAAUGUACUUAAAAGUAAUUAAUUGAACGUCAGUAACUGUACAUUACAAGAAUGUAUAAUGCAAUGUGUUACACUACUUUUUGACUUAAAAGAAUUAGGUUACACUAAUUAAUUACUUUGCAAUCAGUUUACACCCCAAACUGGUCCAAAGUUCCGCCCCACAUAAUUGUAAAUUAUCAUGCUUCUUUUGAUUGGCUGUGAUUUUGUUAUAGAUGUGCAAGUCGGUUUACCUGACCCCAGUCGGACACGUUUUUAAGGCUCUAACCCUAACCUAUACUUAGUUUUUCCUCGUGCCGUUUCGUCUCACGCAUGGUCGAGCACACAGACUUUCAAAGUAUACCUUUUUGAACGCGAACCCAUGUGGAUGCGUUUGAUGCAUGCGCACUACGACUGCUUUGUGGUACUCUUUUAGCACGGCAAAUACGUGGACAUUGCGCGCUGUCUGAUGAUGAAACGACAGUGACUAAAUUUGCGUGACGUGCACAGUGUGUGAGGAAGUAUAAUUUGGCCUUUAAUGAGCAUUUACAUAAGACAAGUUAUUGCAAAAACAGCUAGGCAGAGUGCAACCGAAUGCAUGAUGCAAGAUGCGUUGUUAAAAGUGGAACUAUUUUUAACUUGACAUGGCAUCUUUAAAACACAGCACUUGUUGCGGGACACUCAAAAAACGCCUGUUUGAAUGUGUAUGGCUGUCGCCGCUAGGGACAUAUUUUUUCAGAGAGGGCUUAACGGCUAAAGCACAGGUGAUAAAAAUAUCAAAACUAAGAAAUAAUUGAGACUACUUAAAUUAGUCAGUCUCACAAAUCGACUUUUGCGUAGUUUCGCAUUCAGUGUGGACAGACAAAUUGCCCGUCGCUGUAAACUUGUCACGUCACACCUGGUUAGGACACGGUGUCAGGAAAGAAAGCGCGAGAGAGAAUGCGAGCGUGCUAGAAAGCUGAAAGUUGUGGAUUUCCCUCGAUCUGUACUCCCAAGACAUCACUGUUUUUUCGGUCAUCGUCCAGACAGACUUAGCGUAAUCCGCCAUGCUCAGCUCAUCGAGUCGCUGAGUGCAUUAAUGAAGUGUGUGUGUUUGUGUGUCUGUGGUACCGAAUGAAAGUUACUAUGGGUUCUUGUGUGGGUCAUGCUGCUAGUAACAACAGAAUCCGAAGUGCCAAUCUGCAUCCGGGUCAGAAGAGAUGGACAGAGGUGUGUGUGUGUGCAGAGAGACAUGCUCAUGACUAUGAAAAAUCAUGUUCUAGACAGCCAUUAAGUUAUAUGAAAAAGUAAUAAUUUAUGAAGAGAGAACUUUUGUACAGACUGUUUGAAAAAAUAAAAACAAUAAAAAAAAGAUUUUCAUAGAGAGAUCUAUAUGAGAGUUAAUUUUGUAAUUUUUCUUUCUGUCUGUUUUACAUGUGCCACACGCUUGCCAGUGGUAACUUGUACAUUCGAUUUAUCAGAAACCUUCUGUAAUUUUUUUUUUCGAAUGUUUAAAGCCAAAAAAGCUUUUUCUUUCCCUUUUCCCCCCUUGUUUCCAGUAAAUUAAUUAAGCUUUAUUUCUGUUAAUUUCUUGAAGAACUUUUGAAUAAAAACACAUUUUUUUUGUUUUAUUCAUGUUGUGUUUGUGUGGUCCAUUAGCUCCUGAUCUCAUAGAUAAUGUAAAACACGUGAGUGAACGUGAAAAUGUAAAGAUUGUGAUUUUCAGGCAUGUUUAAAAAAAUGUUUAGCCUAUUUUUAAGAUUUACGAUCUCAAUUUUGUAACAAAAUUCCAUCAAAUUUAAUUGUUUAAUUUGUUAAUAAAAAAAAAAUAUUAAACUUAAAAUAUUUAGGUUUUUAAAUUGCAUUUUAGUAAAUAUUAUUCAAUUUAAUUUGAUAGAAUUUUGUUAUGUAAUUGAAAUGUGCAAAUCUUAAACAUUUUUUUUAUUUUUUUUUAUGUGCAUGGAAAAGUCAUGGAAAUUGAUAAAACCUUAAAGAACCCAUUAAAAAUGUAUAUACAUUCUGCGGACAA